ACUUAGAACGACGGUGUAGUUUUCCGGCGGAACGAUAAUCGCGGGGGACACACGCGUUUGAGCACAUUUUUCUUGAUGUGGGAUUUGUUUAUUAAACUAAAAGAGCACAAUUCUGAUAUCGUUUCACACCGAAUACAAUCCGUUUCCAAGCGGGCGUAAAUCUGUUAUUUUCUCACACAACUCGCAUUUUCCCGCGCAGCUGUUUUUUCCAUCUGGCGCGUGCGUACGUUUUAAAUCGCUCUGGUUGUUUUAUGUUUUGCUCGUAGUUUCGGUAAGAAAUUCUCGCAACGACCGAACAUCACGAAACCGCCGGCGGGAGAUCGGUGAAGCGCUCAUGGCUUCGACUGUGGACUUCAGGACUCUGGUCGAUCAGUCGUGCAGAUACUCGGACGAGUUCGUCAAUAUCUAUUACGACUGCAUGGACAAGAGAAGGAGGAAUCUGACGAGGCUGUAUCUGGACAAAGCAACGCUGGUGUGGAAUGGAAACGCUGUCACGGGUCACGAUGCUCUCAGCGAGUUCUUCGAGUCUCUCCCUUCCAGUGAAUUUCAAGUGCAAUCUCUUGACUGCCAGCCCGUGCACGAACAAGCAACUCAAGGCCAAAUGACAUUGUUGGUGGUUACAGCUGGCUCAGUGAAGUUCGAUGGAAACAAACAGAGAUUCUUCAACCAGAAUUUCUUAUUAACCGCCCAAGCCUCUCCUAACAGCGACCAGCCCGUGUGGAAGAUCGCAAGCGAUUGCUUUCGCUUUCAGGACUGGGCGAACUGAAUUGUAGCUUCAGAUGUUUUGUAUAGCUUUUUAUUUUCAUUUUUGUGAACUCGUUGCAAUUUAAUAUGUUCUGUAAAUAAAAACAUCGAC
Puntigrus tetrazona (Sumatra barb) is the source of this 856-nucleotide messenger RNA. It is a transcript of the gene nxt2, whose product is annotated as nuclear transport factor 2-like export factor 2. The transcript is spliced from 4 exons. Bases 335 to 766 code for a protein of 143 amino acids. Gene Ontology annotation, biological process: protein import into nucleus. Gene Ontology annotation, cellular component: nuclear pore central transport channel. NCBI's taxonomy places the organism in Eukaryota, Metazoa, Chordata, Actinopteri, Cypriniformes, Cyprinidae. The record is from RefSeq and is a predicted model, not a curated record.